This is a messenger RNA of Diaporthe batatas, 324 nucleotides long. RefSeq lists its product as uncharacterized. Bases 1 to 324 code for a protein of 107 amino acids. The record is from RefSeq and is a predicted model, not a curated record. The transcript is spliced from 2 exons. Lineage: Eukaryota; Fungi; Ascomycota; Sordariomycetes; Diaporthales; Diaporthaceae.
AUGAGUGGAAGCGGUGGAUUCUACAAGUACAGGUGCAAGUACUUCUACACGCACAACUGCACAAACUGGGUAUAUGUCAACAACUCACCAUGUGCCAACUGUCUCGCCGAGGGCAGGGAUUCCAUCGAGACCCCACCACAACAACAAUUCAGGGACAUCUUGGUUCCUUAUUAUGACGACAAUGGCAUGCGGCAAGAGUGCCUUAUGGAAUUCAUCGCCACGGACCCCUUGGGUCUCUACUGGAGCCUCCGCUAUAAGGCCCCGGUGCAAGUUGGUCCGACCGUUACCAGCGAUACGCCAAGACCGGUCUACCCAUCGGCUUAG